This is a messenger RNA of Cercospora beticola, 735 nucleotides long. RefSeq lists its product as uncharacterized. Lineage: Eukaryota; Fungi; Ascomycota; Dothideomycetes; Mycosphaerellales; Mycosphaerellaceae. The record is from RefSeq and is a predicted model, not a curated record.
GCGCAGGUGAGGUGAAUUUCGCCGACUUUGCAGGCAGACGGUUUUCGCGUUGGGACAUUGGAUCAUUGGGAUAUUGAUUGUCGUUCCGAGGGUACGUGAUGGUGAUGCCGAGGAUUUUGUAUGUCGCGAUGGCGAGCGAGAUGAGGAUAUAAGGACGUUGGUAGGUCGUACAGAAUCCGUUUCUCAUCAGCAUCAGCAUCGAACAGAACAAGAACAACCAAACAGUUCCAUCAGCUCAACCAAAACUACUACCACAAUCAACACUCUACCAAUCGCAACAACCCAAACCACAACAACCAUCAUGCCUGCCGCAUCAGACUACAAGGGUGCUUUCACCUCCUACUCCAAGGUCGAUGACCUCCCAGGCGCCAAGCUUGGUGAGCACUUGCACCACAUUUUCUCUGGAAUCAAGUCUCGAUCUGCCACUCCCUCCACUUCACGCAACACUUCCGUUGCCCCAUCAAGAGCACACUCGCCCGUGAGAGAGGUGGCCAAGUCAACGGAGGAGACCAAGGAGAAGAAAAAGGGUUUCCGCGAGGGCGGGUAUUAUGCCUUCUAAAUGAGGCAUCUGCCCAGUGCUGGAAGCGAAGGAGUUCUAUGGACCAGGGUUUUCUUUUGUAUAUCUGGCGAGGAGUUUGGGUGAUGGGUAUUGAUUAGCGAGGAGAACUUGGUUUGGAUACCUUUUGGGAGGAACAAUGGAUAGAUGAGUGGGAUGGAUUGACAUGUAGGAAUAGG